CCACAGCCUGUGCCCACCGCCGAACCUGACUCGCGUUAGUUUUCCAGACUUGUUUAGGGAGAGCGUGUGUGGAAUUAAAGUUCUGGCUGUCGUUUCGCAAAUUAAGAAACUGACCUUUUAAUUAAUGUUUAAGUCUUUCUCAGUGAUCUCAGCACGCACUAGCACAGCUAAGCCCCGUGGGAUCUCGGGUUACUGCCCAACUGAGUUUUUAGGCUGCAAAACAGAACCAGGCCGAGGCUGCGCCCACGGAAGGCCCAGCCUGAAAAGGGGACCUUUUUCCAUAAUGUCCCCACUUGAUCUCCCACCGUGUAUUUGAAAUCGUUUAUUAAGCUCGACAGUCACCUGAGCAAAACAGAAAGAAAACAGGAAAUUUGCCGAUUAAGAGCUUUCUGUCUAAGAAAAGGUAUUAAUUAUAUAUACAGUGUUACGGACCUUUGACAUUUACUAGGGCUCUUGAGAUAGAGCCCAUAUCGGAAUCCUCAAACACACUGUAGAAUUUCCCCUCAUAAAAUACUGUAAAGUAUAACUUGGAAAUGUAAGUGACUCAGAUCCUUACUGAUGCUAUAAAUGCAAGAUUUGAAGCCAUUGAUAUAGUUUUUAAAUCCGCAUCUUGUGUUUUCAUUCUUUAGCUGACGGGCAUUUGGGUUUCUGUUUUUUGGCUCUUGUGAAUAAUGCUGCUGUGAACAUUCGGGUACAGAUUUUUGCGUGGAUGUGUUUUCAGUUCUCUGGAGUAUAAACUCAGGACUAGAACUGCAGGGUCACAAGGUAGCCUGUGCUAAAGAAGCACUGAGGAGCUGGCAGGCUGUUUCCCAACGCGGCUGCAUCAGUGUGCGUUCCCCGACAACGUGCGAGAGUUCCAGCUUCUCCCCAUCCUCCCAACGCUUAGGUGUUAUCCUUCUGAUCAUAGUUAUCCUCGCCGUGGGGAGUUGUCUCACUGUGGUUUUGACUUGCGUUUCCCCUAGUGACGAACGAUGGCGGCACCUUCUCGUGUGCCACAGCUCUUUCACUCCGCGUUGCACGGGAAGUUCCAGCCAGAAUAGGAGGCAGGAGGAGGACUGGAAGGGGAGCCUAAGUGACGACUUGUGGAUCCACGCUGUAGCGUUACCGACCCAGCCUCACCACCCACGUAGACCCAUCAUUUGCAUUAUUAAGAGUCGCGGCCAGCUUUUAGCGUGGCCUGGUGAACUGUGUGGGGUAUCCAUUACUUGGGGAUCAUGCAGAGAGCGUCACGUCUGAAGAGAGAGCUGGACCAGUUAGCCACGGAGCCACCGCCAGGCAUCACGUGCUGGCAAGACAGCGACCAGAUGGGCGAUCUGCGGGCGCAAAUAUUAGGUGGGGCCAACACACCUUAUGAAAAAGGUGUGUUCAAGCUGGAGGUUAUCGUUCCUGAGAGGUACCCAUUUGAACCUCCUCAGAUCCGAUUUCUGACUCCUAUCUAUCAUCCAAACAUCGACUCUGCUGGAAGGAUUUGUCUGGAUAUUCUCAAAUUGCCACCAAAAGGUGCCUGGAGACCAUCCCUCAACAUUGCAACUGUCCUGACCUCCAUUCAGCUGCUCAUGUCAGAGCCCAACCCUGAUGACCCGCUCAUGGCUGACAUAUCCUCAGAAUUUAAAUAUAAUAAGCCAGUCUUCCUCAGGAAUGCCAGGCAGUGGACAGAGAAGCACGCGAGACAGAAGGAUAACGAGCGGGAGAUGCCUGGGGACCUGCCAGAGGCCGGUGACUCAGAAGUGCACAGUGUGACCCAGAAAAGGAAGGCCGGGCAGCCGGGAGGCACUGAGAAGAGACGCCGUCCUGAUGCUCAGGGGCUUGUGGUGCCGGCCGGGCGUCUCAGCUGAUGCGCUGUUUGCCAAGAUGGGCUCGUCGGCCUGCCUUUCUCGAGCGACGACGCUAUCACUGUUGUUCCCUAUAAAACAGACCUUGUAUAUUUUUAUACAUUCUGCUCUCCAUUGAUUCUGAAACGUAGUUUGUUUUAUUUAGCUUGACAUACGUAUUUUGAAACCUGAAAAAUAAAUAAUCACUUAAUGUUGA
Messenger RNA from Hipposideros armiger (great roundleaf bat), 2028 nucleotides. It is a transcript of the gene UBE2T, whose product is annotated as ubiquitin conjugating enzyme E2 T. The coding region runs from base 1215 to 1835 and encodes 206 amino acids. Lineage: Eukaryota; Metazoa; Chordata; Mammalia; Chiroptera; Hipposideridae. The transcript is spliced from 7 exons. The record is from RefSeq and is a predicted model, not a curated record.